AUCAUCUCUACAGCGCAUGCGUGUUGUCCCCCAGCGCCUUACCGAGCUUGGUUUGCUGCGAUUGUUUCGGGGCAGCGUUUCUCCGAGAGGUUAAGGAAUUUGUGGAAUAAUUUCGUUAUGGCCAGGUACCUUCGGCCUCCAAACACUUCGCUCUUUAUCAGAAAUAUCUCUGAUGAAUCCAGGUCUGAGGAUUUACGUCGUGAGUUUGGUCGUUAUGGACCAAUAGUAGAUGUCUACAUUCCGGUUGACUACCAUACUCGCCGAGCAAGAGGAUUUGCAUACAUUCAGUUUGAAGAUGUGCGAGAUGCUGAGGAUGCACUUCACAACCUGGACAGGAAGUGGGUCUGUGGCCGUCAAAUUGAGAUCCAGUUUGCUCAGGGGGAUCGGAAAACACCAGGACAAAUGAAGACCAAAGAAAGGAGAUCCCCGCGGAGUUUUUCUCGUGAUGAUUGUGACAGAGACAGACGCAGGCGUUCCCGCAGCAGGGGUUAUGAACGGAGAAGGUCUAGGAGUCGUUCUUGUGAACGAAGGCCAAGGAGGUCUGAAAGUCCCAGAGACUACAAUAGCAGAUCCUAUGGAAAACACAGACGAAGCAGAAGCCCUGAAAAUGACAGGUACAGACGGCACAAUCACUCUUACAGCCGGUCAAAUUCUAGAUCUAAAUCUCAUUCCAGAUCAAGAUUGAAAGCCAAGAAGGACUCCAGGGCUAGAUCACAUUCAAGAUCAAAGUCCCACACCCCUCCCGGAGAGGGCUUUCACCUGGCACCAAAAUCCCGGUCAAGAUCUAAAUCUCAGAAGGAUUCCGGAUUGAGAUCGCCAUCAGGAUCUCGAUCCAGAUCUCAGUCUAGAUCGCGUUCCAGAUCCAGGUCAUGGGCUGGUCGGAAAUCUGGUGGCCAUUAGUUCGCUUUCCUCAAUAAUGGCUUGCAUAAUGUAUGGCUUUGUGUUUUUAUUUGUUUGGGUUUUUUUUUUUUUUUUUUUUUUUUUUUUUUUUUUUAAUUGAUGCAAGUAGUGUAAAAUGCUUUUGACAUCCUGCACCAGAUUGCCCCAUAUAGAUCAGUUGCAGCAGAAUUUUUUUUUUUUUUUUACUUGUUUUAGUCUGAGGUAUUGCUUUUCAUGUUUCAGCAUCCAGAGAAGUGGGGCAACUAACCAAGUUGCAGUAAAAAACUUUUCAGCUCCCACGAAUCUAAAGCACACAUUUACGGCAUGCUACACUAAAGUAUUAUAGUGAUCAACUUUGUUUUAUAAAUAUUUCUACUUUUGUGUAAAUAUAACUCAGAAUAUUCUUAGAGGCCUCUCGGAUUGGUGUUUUCCAUGGGUCAUCUAAAGUAUUUUGCAGUUUUACCUCGUUUCUUUUUUAUUCUUGCUAUUGCAUCUGGUCCAUAAACAACCGGGAUUAGUGUCUUCCAGUGAAAGUAAAAUCCCCCCCCAAAAAGUAAUUGUGUGCCCACCUUGGUAUUCCUGAAAUGGUAAUCCUUAAAUUACUUGUUUUGUUUUUGUGGUUAAGAGUCUUUGUAUAUGGACCUCGUAAAAGCAGUUUGGAAGUUUUAAAGUGAAUUUGUUAUUAAAAUGCCACACUCUGUGCUGAAACCAUAAAUAACUGCUGGUCCUAGAUGAAUCUCCAACUGGCAGUACGAAGAUUCAAUCGCAACAUAAAGAAAGUAUGCUGUAUGACAUGGUAAAAUAAGUAUUUUUAAAGCAGCUGGAUACUAAUUUUGAUAACCUGUAUAAAGUGAAAGUGUAUUUUGUUUUGGUUUUUGCUAAAACUCAGAAUGCAUACAUGCACAUUUAUGUUCUUUCUAAAAGGUUUGUAAAUACCUGUGGUAGAAGUCUCAAGUUUAAGGAAACUGUUAAGAUUUUGUAGUAACUACAUUCUGUAAAGGUCUGCUUGGCAGUGGUUUAUAUGCAUGCUUCCUCUUGUCUGGUGUUGUCUUUAUGAAUUUCUACUGUUUUGGUUUAAAGUUGUUUGGGGGAACAAAAAAAAGAAAUGUUCUGAAGCAUCAUGUAAUUGAAACACUGGUGUAUUCUGUCACAUUACAUAAAAAAUUCAGUCUUGCAUAGCUAUUGAAGUUCAUUCUAAAUAGUGAGGGGGGAAAGAUGGUCAUUGGAUUACAGAAUAAGUAGUAUGGUUAGUAUAGUUAUGCAGGAGCUACACAGAUGUUUGCUCUCUGGUUUUACAGACCCAGAUUAGAAUUAGUCUUAAUAUUGGCCCUUAUCAUGGUUUGUGAAACUAGCAGAAAUAGUCUGAAUAUUUUUAACUUUUUCAUCUUCUAAAGCGUCGAAGCCAGUAGUUGACCAUUUUUGUUUGUGGCUUCAUAUCCAAGUAAAAAUCAGUUUAUUUUGUUGUGGCUUUAGUUUGACAACCAAAGAUUGUCAGAAACUGGUUGUCCAGUGCGAUUUGUUUGUAAAUGCUGUUAAGUGUCUUGGUACUGGUCAUACUAUCACUUCUGGUAUUCCAAGAUUUACUUUUGAAUCUAAUAAAAUAUGGUGAUGACAUUUUCCUGUUUUUUUUUGUUUUUUGUAGGAUUAUUUUAUCUUAUCUGAGGUUAUUUGGAUGCUGUCAGUCAACAAUUAUGUGAUCAUAUGGGAAAUAAAAUCUAUAGUACGUGCCAUCAAAACCCUGAAAAAAUGUGUUGCACUCAUUAUGAAACACUUGAGAAAACCACACUGCUACGUGAACCAUAGCUUUGCAGGGGUGUAGCAACAGUUAUGUGAAUAAGAAAUUUAUAUAAAAUUGCUCAUUGCCAUCCUUUUUUGAGGAAUUUGGUUCACCCAGGUGAAAUAUUUAUAUUGUCUUUUACCAAAUGUAGGACUUUAGGUCUUUUACCCUUUAGAACUUGUGCCAAGGAAUGGUAAAGCUUCAUCAGAUGAAAGGCACACCUAAAGUCAACCUCAGCUAUCCUGACUGGUGGAUAAUUCAACACCUUAACUCAAUUCCAGUCUUGGUCCUGGAUUUUUGUCCCUAUAAAAUAUAUGCAUUCUGUCCCAUUAAUUUGACACCAUGCUUUACUCGUAACUCGAUACUGAUUACCAGUACCGAAGUGUUAAAAACUGUUAAUGACUAGUGGCUAACUUGAUUCUGUCAUUUUAUGUGUCUGACCUCUGAAAGGAAACAGAUCGUUAGUUCAUUCGCAACCAAGAGGUGCAGCUGAUUACAGUAUCACUUCACAACGAGCAGCGUAAACUUAAUUUCCGUUCAAUUGGCUUUAAAGCUUAGGUUAUUCGUGAUAUUGCUGAAAACAAGAUUACAGUUAGUGCCGCUGCUGACAAAUUUAGGGUGCCCAGAACCAGAGUGAUUUCGUGGCUUAAUCAGGAGAAAAAACUUCUUGGUGCAUGUUUUUGCAUGCAAACCAAAUGACAAUGCUUGAUUUCCUUAAGAAACUGCAAGUUGUAAUCCUUGCUAUGUUCAACUGUGAUGGUUAUUGUUUUUUUGUUUACUGAGUUCAUUCUGUAUAAUUUACAUUUGUUAACGUUUGCAAUUUAGCGAUUAGGCAGUACAGCAGCCAAUAACUAAAAGUACAGUGCAGUUUGUGGUUGGAUUAUUUUCAUAAAAAUAAUACUAUAGUUAUUUAAUUGAUUCUUGUUCCAAAAUACUGAUUGGCCACAGUUAUCUUUGCUGAUGUGGCAUGUGCUUCAGUGGAACUCUGCAAGUCGUACUGAGUUUGUACAAUACUGUACUUUAUAAUGUGUUUAAAUUGGCAGAAGUUGACUAAAAAUAAACAUGUAACUGUAACUGGCAGAUAUGAGUUGUGUUACUUACGGUAUAUGCAUGUUAAUACUGUGGUUGAUGUGCCACCCGUGGUUUACUGGACCCCUCUGAUAAGUCAAUAGUAAAUGGCACCCCCCUGGGGUAUUAUGCAUUUGUUUUAAAAAAAAUAUAUAUAUAUAUAUAUAUAUAUAUAUAUAUAUAUAUAUAUAUAUAAAAUCUACAACUGAUUACAAAAACUUAAACAUUAUCCAGCACACAAAAUUGCAGUCUACCGUACGUAGGUUGCUUUUCUUCGACCAUUAUUUUUCCAGUUACAGUUCACACUUUGGAAAUGUCAUGGCAAUAGUGGAAUGCAACCAAAGAAUUCAAUACAGGAAAUACCUUCUGUGUUACUUAUUUUUACAGACAGGAUUUUUUUUGCAGCAAAGGCAAGUACUCCACCCAGACUUAAAUUUGGUUUUGUUAAUAGGUCUCAAACAUUGCAUGGCCAUGUUAAAAGUAGCAGCAUAUGUUUGAUGUCUCAUUAGGCAAGCAUACAAGUAAUGAGAAGAUUGAUGUACUUAUGUAUACAGUAGGUCAUCUUAAGAGUCUUAAAAUGCAUGUUUAUGGAUUUAAGUGAAUUCUUAAAUGGCACUUAUUUAGAAUUAAGUCUUUAAUUUGCUUUACUAAAUGAAUGAUUUAAGUCAUCAUAAAACCUUUAACUUGCUAAAUUAGUACCACCAGUCACAUAGUCAAUACAUACCUAUCAAACAUAUUCUAAUAUGAUAUAGAAAAAAAAAUUAAAUGAAAAUACACAACUGUUAGGGGGAUAAGGGGUUUUAUUAUUUACUUUAGCAGUCAAUUAUUCAAUUCAUUGUGUGAGAUUUCAAUUCACAUUUUAAAUCACUAAUUCAUUUUCAGGGCACAAGCACGUACACAUGAUGUCAGAGUUAAAGGGAUCCAAAUUAAAAGCCAAUUAUUUUUAAGCGCAGCCAAUUGAAUAUUUCACAGUUGAAGUUAAAUGAAAGCUGCCAGUUAAGGGCUGUAUGUUUUGUAUGUAUGAACUGAUUAAAUAAAAACAUUUAAGCAAAGUAUGUCAGUUAAGAAUAUAUUAAUUUUUUUUUUUUUUUU
Messenger RNA from Acipenser ruthenus (sterlet), 4816 nucleotides. RefSeq names its product serine/arginine-rich splicing factor 10-like. Lineage: Eukaryota; Metazoa; Chordata; Actinopteri; Acipenseriformes; Acipenseridae. Gene Ontology annotation, molecular function: RNA binding. The record is from RefSeq and is a predicted model, not a curated record. The transcript has 6 exons. Bases 118 to 900 code for a protein of 260 amino acids.